This is a messenger RNA of Odontomachus brunneus, 8952 nucleotides long. RefSeq lists its product as uncharacterized. The transcript has 4 exons. Gene Ontology annotation, cellular component: extracellular region. Lineage: Eukaryota; Metazoa; Arthropoda; Insecta; Hymenoptera; Formicidae. Gene Ontology annotation, molecular function: cytokine activity; growth factor activity. The record is from RefSeq and is a predicted model, not a curated record. Gene Ontology annotation, biological process: SMAD protein signal transduction; BMP signaling pathway. Bases 3231 to 5666 code for a protein of 811 amino acids.
AAUAUAUCGCAUACGAUAUUUCAUGAAAAACUAAAGUUGAUGUUACGUAUACUAUAGCUUUUCACUAAAUAUCGUAUGCGAUAUAUUUUCGAGAAUCAGGAUCCGGGACUAAAGCCCGAAUCAGACUGCCAAUUGAUAAUUGGCGAUUGAUGUUUAACCAAUUAGUAGUUACUUUGCUUUAAUUAGUUGAAAACUAAUCGUCAAUCGCCAAUUGUCAAUCAGCAAUCGCUAGUCUGAUUCGGACCUUAGGACGUAUUCGAAAUUGUUCGGACGUAACUUGAUUAUUGGGAUAUACUUUGGAUCAUUUCCAAAAAGGAAAUUUAAACUUUAAACUUUGUCAUCCAAUUAUCGUAGAGUGGCGUUGGGACAUUGCCUUAUUAGAAGUCUGGAGUCACAUAUUGAAAGAAAGAAGGAAAAGAAAGAAAAACUUCAAUGCUCUUCUUCGUGGAACGGCGCGCGUAAUUCCCGUAUCCGACUACGAAUUGAAGAUUGCAAUCGGAGCAAUCAAGUAAAGUAGAAUCAAGAUUUGGAUCAGCCGAUCGGUCUGGUUGCAAUCCUCCAUCUAUAGACUAAUAUGGACGUAACAGAACUCUCGAGCAGCUGGAGCCGCGAUUCUGCGUGUAUCGCGAGAUGAAUGUAUUAAAUUUGCAUGUAUUAAGGUUAGGUUAGGUUCGCACGAUAUUUGUCGCGCGCGUCACAUAUAGAUCAGCUCGUAUCGGUCUAUUCUUUCUUAGCCUUCUAACCUUAGCGUAGCUAUGCGUACUACACAUUGAAGGGAAAAAGAGGAGGGGGCACAAGUGUCGAAACAAAGUGUAAAAAGCGCAACUGGAACAGACCCUACUAUAUGCGACUCUAUUCACUCACGAACGUUCAUGCAUUUCAAGUCUGAGAGAGUCGAUGUCUGAGAGAAAUUCGCGGCGUCUAAACUACCAAGCUAUAUAUGUAUACAUAUGUUGAUGUAUGUAUACAUAUCUCGCUGCUGUCCGUUGCAAAACAGAGACGUGAAACCGUUAGGCCUGUUCUUUUUAGCUGAACUACACCUGCACUGCAACUUCGUUCCUUUUCCAUUCAACGCUAGGUCGGGUGCUUUCCAUUUGGUAACACAAGUCGACUUCUCGUGCUAUUUCUGCUUUCCUUGUAAUGUAUGUCGCAAUACGUCAGUGAUUCAAAUCAAUUUCGAUUGACUUUACGUUUACUGAGAGAGUUGAACUGGUUGCCGAUACAGAGUCGAAGGAAAAAUAGUCCCAGGCUGCAAUAAAUAUGAAAAAUCUUUAUGGCCUCGUUCACAUCGAUCAUUCAAUCGUGUAAUAACGUUAUACUAAAUUAUCUUUAUCUCGGUGAUUUAUACAACGACGGUGUAACAAAUUGGUACGAAAUUGAAAUUAAUAGAAAAUUAUUGGUUAGUAUGAAACGCGCGAACGAUGUCACACACUGUAGUAUCUCUUAUAAUAAAUAAUAAAAAAUCUAAAAAAAAUUUUAUAUAUAUAUAUAUAUGACAAUAAAUUACAAUAAAUUAUUACAAACAUCCAUAUUGUACAUUAUAAUCUGUUUAAAAUAUUUACUUAGAAUAGUAAUAAUAAUUGUAUUUAGUUGUUUCAUUCAACUACAUUCAAUUACAUUCAAUUAGACUAAUGAAUGAAAUCUGAACAUAUGGGAAACGACUUUUACGCGCGUGCACGCAUCGUAAUUGCUUUCCAUUUAUCAUAUUGACUUGAGCUAUAGACUUGAGCUAACUCGAGUUGACGCAAGUGUCUACAUAAGUCAUGUAAAUGGAAAGCAGCCGUAAUACACUCGCUUCACUCUAAAGGCAAAAAGUGCAGCCUGGUUCAGCUAAAAAGAGCAGACCUGUAUUGCUCGCGCGAAAUCGACAAUCGCGGCGACUUUCGACUCGACGCGCACUUCGGCCCGCUGCGCCGCGACUCUAGAAACGCGGUGUUUCUUACGCGCCAAACGAAAUGGCGGAUCGUCCUCUCGAAUUGCCGGUCGGUUACCUUGCUCGGUCCUCAGGCAGCCGCACGCAAUUCCGAGAAGGGCGGCCCUUUACUCAACUCGACUGUAUUAACACGAGGAGAGCAGUUCUGCGAUCGCGAGAGGCAGCGCGGUUCGAGCGAGCAGCGGCGAAACACUCGGAGGACACUCGGAUUUUGACGCGAACAAAUUGGGAUCACGGCGAUCGAAGGCAGGAUAUCCAACGGAUACGUGUGGGAAAUGCUUCUAUUCAUUCACCCCAUUCGGCGACACCUUCGGCGCUCACGCUGCGCUCACUUCUCUGUUGCGCUGCGCGAAGCGGCGGCGGCGGCGGUGGCGGCGGUGGUGGCGGCGGCGGCGGCGGCGGCAAGCUUGGAGAGAGACAGGCGGGAGUAGCCGCUGGAUAUAUACAUGCACACGCAAUAUCAUAGCAGCGAACAGUCGACACGCGGCACUCGUACGAAGCGGGUCGUGCUCUCCUUCCUCCUCCGAUCCUGUAGACGAGGGAGAGAAAGGGAGAGAGAGAGAAACGUAGAAUCAAAGACGAAGGAGAAGAAGAAAAAGAAGUGACUCGUGAGAAGUGAACACCAUCACCCCGUAUUCCCGGUCUUCCACGGCGGAGCAGUCGAGAUUAAACAAUCGCGACAUCGUCGGUCGAUCUUACGGAUUGAUAAUCGCGCGAUUACAACCGCGACCGCGUCUCCUACAAUGAGCAUCACGGCGUUCCGCGCCGCGUCGUCGUCGUUUUUCGCCAAGCACGACGCGAGACCGCACAAUCGGACGUCCAGCCCGCGUGAUUUCCCACGUCCCGUAGGGUACUGUUCCUUUUAGGAUGCUACACCGGCUCCGCGACGAUCGAUCAGCCCGCUGCUGAAUCGCUCCCGAUCAUCGGAACUUCAGCCGCGCGUCAGCAAAACAAGGCCAGCGGAACGGUACCUCCUUCGCGUGGGCUCUGCGUGACUUGGAACUUUGUGAGAUCGACGACGACAACGAUCUUCCGCUUCUAAUCGACGAACGCGCGGAAUCAAGCGCCUCAGGAAAGAGUACGUUGUCCCUUGGCGGAUACUGACGUUCACCGCGGUGUUUACCCGCGAUAUUGAUUGUCGAGUGUAAUCAGAACACACUUUCGCGAGUCGUCCUCGCAGCAAGGACACCGACCGGCGCGGCACCGCAGAAAACGGGUCACGAAACGUCCGACGUGCAGCCCGCGCUCCGACAGUAGCCGGUCGCGCCCGACCGGCCGCGAAAUCGUGUACCUGGCUAUGGGCAAGCUCCCAAUAAUCCCUCGACGUGACACCCGUGACAACACAAGGGGGACCAGCAAGGAGGAGAAGGCGAGGACAGCGGCAACAGCAGCAGGAGCAGUGGCCGUCGGUGGUGCCGUAUCGCGAUCCAGCGCGGCUAAUAGCGCGAUCGCCGAUAGCGCUGCCGCCGAUCGCGAUCGCCGGCUCCACGGCGACGUUGAUAAGGAUCCGCGCCGGCCCGACGGCGGCCCGCCAAGAGGAUGCGCAAGGAGGAGAUCGGCGAGGAAUCGAUCGAUCUCGGAGAUUACUGAUCACACCAAGCCUUUCGGCGGGAUCGUCGGCGCCUCGAGCGAUUCAGCACGUUGGAGGUGUCAGGACGCCGUCGUCGUCGGCACGACGCGACCACGCAGGAAUACCUGGCACGCCGAUCGCCCAGGAGGCGAGAGCGCCGACGAGGUGGCGGAUAUCGGAACGGGAUCCGACGUCAGCAAUAGUAAUGUCGAGGGGAACGUCCGCGUGCUCGACGCGCCGAGCGUAUUCGGGCCACGUCGUCGGGACGUCAGGAUCGCCGGUGACGAGCGCACUUGUUGCGCGAGCGACGUCGUCGCCUCUCUUCACGCACGACGGCCUCGCGACCGCGUGAUCCGCGCCGGGCCUAGCUCCAACGGGCGCGUCGUCGAACGGCGAACUUGGCGCAGCGGCGAUGCCCAGCCGGCUCGCAGCAGGUCCAUCGGUGCGGCUAUCGGUAUCCCGGAGACCGGUCAGAUGCUUCAUAGCACAGUAGGUAGUAUUACGAUCGUAAACACUGAACGGGAAGGUCGCAAUCGGUUCUCUGUGGCGCGCAUCGGCACCGCGGAUGUUUGCGAGGCGAACGUCUGGUCCAAAGGCACCGUAAGUAAGACGUCCGGGCACGCUGGCGCGAACAGCAGAUCGCUGAUAACCGAGGCCCGAGGGUCGAUCGGCGACGCGGAACGCGUCGGAGGACGCUCGGAGGAAGCCGGCAGUGGUAAUGGCAUCGGCGAACCCUCGCCACAUCGGAGUGGAUCGGUCGCCAGGCUGACCGAGAUCGGCGUCGCCGAUUCUUCAUACGUGAAACGGUCGCGCUGCCUCGCCUGGGAGGCAGCCAACGGCACGACGGUCCCGUCGUCUGUGGGAGAGACGAUCGCGCGACUCGUGCCUGACAAAUCGCGACCAAGGCGGACCAAGACGGACACGUGCUGGAGACUGCCGGCCACGAGGCUCGGCUUCGUCUUACGGACUCUUCUGUUGGGCCUGCUCGCGAGGAGUUUGCUCUGCGACGCGGUGCUGGGCGCUCCAUCGUCGUCCACGGCCGAUCUGAACGACCGCUCGGUCGUCUUCGAGGACAGCGUCGAGCAGGAGCCGAUGAUGCCGGGGAACGACUUACGUGAGGGCGAACUGGAGAUCAUCCGCAGGAGCAUCGUGCAGGGUCUUGGGCUCCAGAGGAUACCGGAUGCCUCGAAGGCGAACGUGAGCCAGGUCGAGUACGAGAGAGCGCACAGAAAGUACCUGAAACAAGUGCAGCUGUCGCACGACGGGCAGGAGUCUAGAAAGCGGCGGAGCCUCCACGUAUUCGAGCCUGCAGAGCAUCCUAGGAAUAGAGCGGAUCUCAUCGCCAACGACGACGGUGACGAUGACGAUUGGAGAGGGAAUCACCGUCACUCCUUGUACUUUCCCGUCGCAGUUCCGGAUAACGAGGAAGAGCAGGACGUCACGGUCGACCACGCGUCCUUGCGAUUCCUGCUGCAAGGUGAUCACCGACGUCCGCACAAGCUGGAGGUCCUGGUCUAUCUCCGAACGCCGGGAUCUCGGCGUCUCCUCCUGCGGAACCGGAUCCCGCAGACGGACUCGUCGAAGGACUCCCGUUGGCUGGAGUUGGACUCCACCGAGAUCGCCGCGAUCUGGCUCGAGAGAGACCUCGAGGAGAACCACGGCCUCGAGCUGGAGUUCCUCCACGACGGUCGGCCGACGCGUCGCGAGAUCUCUCACGCGAGACUGAACGUCUUUACCACGUCGGAAACGGACGACGACAGUGUCGGCGGCGGUCGGAGGCAGAAGCGGUUCACACCCGAGGAACUGUUGCAACGACACGUGCGGCGCAGCGAGUGCAAGGGCUACAACAACAAGAGGUGCUGCAGACACGAGAUGACGGUGAUGUUCAAGGACCUGAAGGGCUUCGACUUCAUCGUCUACCCGAAGAGCUUCGACGCGGGCUACUGCAAGGGUCGUUGUCCGCCACUGUACAACCCGGCGCAUCAUCACGCGCUGCUGCAGAGCCUGCUGUGGAAGGAGGAUCGCAAGAAGGUGCCGAAGCCGUGCUGCGCGCCCAGCAAGCUCAACCAGCUGAUGGUCGUCUAUUUCGACGAGAAGAAACCCACGGAGCUGCAGGUGUCCUACUGGCACAAUAUCACGGUGGAGGAGUGCGCCUGCUCCUAAGGGAGCUGAGCGAAGGAAGUUGGAGCUGGAUGGAGGAAAGGGAGAAGGAGAAAACAGUCUACCAUCGCCGAGGACUCACCAAAGAAUCGUCCGAAUUGUAGUUCGGUGCUGCCGCACGCGGUCGCGGUCGCGCCGAUGCGACGAGCCUCGUUCAGAAACCUCGAGUUUCCUUGGAAUUCGUCGGACCCGUUGAAAUAAGUAACGUAACACGUAAAUAAUGAUCGAUGAUGAUACAUUGAUAUAACGGUUGUAUAUUAAUAUUAAUGCCUAUAUUAAUAUCAAUACCGUUAUUAACAGGUACUAUUAAUACAGAUAGAGAUAAAAAAUAUAAGAGAAUGAUAGUCGUUCGUCUUCGGGAUUUCCACGCACCCUUCGUACGAUCUUUCCGGACUUUCGACUCUCUCCUAAGUCCAGACGAUUCUCAAAGUCGGUGCGAGGAAACCGAACAUCGUCGGUCUGUCUUUCCUUCUCGCACGAGCCGAACGACGUGAGGCAUCACCGAACUCAGACCCCGUGACUCGCGCGGGUCUCGCAUUGACUGUGAUACUAACGAUAUUUACUUGUCAUUAUAUUCCUUAUUACGUAGCGAUCGUAUUUUAUAUCACUAGGACAUUUUUGCUAUGUUCUGGCCUGGUUGAAAGAAGGAACGGGAAGCGAGAGAUGUUCGCAGUAACGAGCUCUCUCGCACUUUUGUCGUGGUUUCGUCGUCGUCGACGACGACGACGAUGAUGACGGCAACGACUACCGUUUAUUUCAAUCACGUGAGCGUCUCCCCGCAAACGAAACGCCAUAAUCAUUGUGUAACUAUAGCGCACACCUUACUAUCUGUUAAUUUAUUACAAUCACAUAGGCUACGUUGGGCUCUCGCGAAACAAGCGAGCCGUAAGUUGAUGUUUAUUAACAUAACGUGACGUAACUGAAGUCUUCGCUCUACCGAACCUGUUUUGUAUCAAGGUUUUAUUAGUUCCUAUAGAGUAUUAUGAAUAGAAUCUCGAGUAUCCUUUAAAAAUCUCUCGGAUCGAGUGCUCGCGGAAAAUGUACGCGCGCGUGCAUUACAUUCUUAAGGAAUUCCAAUGUUUCGCAACGAGGUCUGCGCUUAAUCGGUGGCCGUCGCGCGUAACUCUUAUGCAUGUCGCGAGAAUUUUGUGCUCUAACUGUCUGUGAAAUAGUGGUAUUCGCAUUUUAACUCUCUGUGGAGUAACAUAUCGUAUUUAUAUCGAGCGCAGAAUAAUAGAAUUGAGAUAAGGAAUCAUCGCUGUGUACGCCCCGAUGUGCGAAAUUGUGCGAAAUUUACGACGUGUCUUGCGCAUCGUUACGAAUUACGAUUCAAUUAGCCACGGGCGGCGCCGUUUUAUCAACGUUAUUCGUGUCUCUUAAUCGAUUGUGAAGAAAUUAUUCGAACGGUGAAGAUCUAUUCACGAUUUAUAGCGAAGUCUUAAAUAUAUGAUCUAUCAGUUUCCAAUAGAAGCGGCGUGUUUAUUUCCUCACUCCUACUUUUUACACUGGUAUUUAAGUGAACUACGAUUUUGAAAAUAUGAGACGUAUAAAGUAAGAAUUAGAUAUCUUGAUAUACCUUUCGGUAUUUUGUGCCAAGAAUUUUCCUUAGAGAAAAUAUAAAAAAAAAAAGAUCGAUCCCACAAUUCUUUCAAGUUCAAAUUUACAUCUCAGCAAUUAUGCAUCAAGUAAGAAUUUAGAUAUAAUAUUCGUGCACUUUCUUAAUUGCAAAAAAUAAAUAAUAUAUAAUAUUUUCAUCCACAUACACACACACACACACACACACACACACACAUACCUUACACACGGACCUUAAUCCGCGGAGAGAACUCUUCUUAGCAAAACAAAUAUAUAUAUAUAUAAAAGAAUCAGAUUAGUUCCACAAUUCUGAUCUAUAUCUCAGUAAUUAUACAUCAAGUAAGAAUUGAAAUAUUAAUAUAUUCUCUCGUGUAUCUUUAAUUGGAAAAUAAAUAAUACAUAAUAUUUUCGCCCACAUAUGAAGUUUGAUCCGCGGUGAAAAUUUAUUAAUGACUUUUAGUAGCGGUAUCUUCGAUAACAAAGAUUCUGCAAGAAAUAACGCCAGGUCGAUUUCUCGCAUACUUCCAGAACUCGCGGGAUAACUUUAAUUAUAACAAACGAUACUUUAAAAUUAGAAUCGUACAGCUGUAAAAUAUAUCGUCACUAUUUAACAAGUCGAAUCGAGCGUUACGAUUUUAUGAAUAAGAAAGGAAUCUCCAAUCUAGCGUCGCGAGGUUAUCUCGCCACGACAGCAAUAAAAUUUUAUUGAGCGUAACACUGCUUACCCCGUUUGAGUUCGAAGAUUACCGUGUGCAUUAUGCAACCACGCGCAUUCCGGUCGCAUGGACGUUGAGUUUUAAAAAAUACUUUAAUCAGGGAUAUUUAAUUGGCGAUAAAGACGUGGAAUGAAAUGAUCGUCUCCGUUUCUUUCUCUUCCUCUGUAAAGCAAUAUCGUAGUUUUAUCCGCACAAGCGAACUGUCGACUAAUAACAAAUCGGCCAGUACCGAGAGAUAAAAUCAUUCGCGACAAUGUCUUCAAAACACAAUACGAGUUAAAAACCUCAUCCGCGAACGUUCCUUUCUCUACAUACAGCAGAGCACGCGAUGUGAAAGAAGUGAGCGAUAUGCAAGAUAAGAAUAACAACUUUAUUUCCUGUUUCUCCUCUCACAGGAGAUUAAUAAAUGUCUCGACAUAUUCGUCUUGUCGAUGAAUCAUUUAGUCUUCGAGGCCCUUCUCCGUGGUUGAUUUUGUUGACUUUGUCAACUUUGAAGUGAGCGACGAAAUAUUCAGCGAGAAAAUGGUAAAAGUGACAUCGCGCUAUAAAAAAGUUUAUUUUUUUUUUUAUUGAGAUUGGAAGUCGAGGUAGUACACACAAAUACAGAUAGGAUAUAAUGAACUCGUUAACGUAUUAAUUAACGUGAUGUUACAAUUUUGUGCGUUAUAAAUAAGAUAUGAUUUGUUAAUUGUAUACUUUAACUUUCGUCAGAAUAAUAGUAACGACAAGGUUCCAGAAGCAUUUUAAAACUUGAAGUUUCUAGUUUCUCAGUAUAUUUUCAAAUGCAAAGCCCAUUUCUUACAGCGCUACACGAAUAUAAAUUGACGUUUAUCGAAUAUCAAUAUUCUUUAUAAAGUUUAUCGAGUUACGCUACAUAAACAAAAGAUCGUAUGUAAACACCAUUUACAUUAUAAAAGUACAAAUUUUCUCCUUUAAUUUGUAUACAAACAAAUAAAAUUUGCUUUUAUCGAAUUAUUUAACACAAAAACACGAAACAU